AAUUUUGCGAAUAUUUCCAUAUAAAUACGAGAGGUCUAGAAAAUCUUGAGUAUUCGAAAAGUUUUUAAAAACUGUUAAAGUAAACAUGAAAUUUUCUUUAAUUAUUUUAUUGGCUGGUCUAUGUUUGGUGGCCGUAAGUGCCAACAUUCAAGUGUCCUCUUCGGAGGAAAUUGAUGUUGACAACGAUUACGAGUAUGUUGCCAAUGAUGUGGCCGAAGAUGUUACCGAAAUUGAGGAGUAUGUUUCUUGGUUUGGCAUUUAUUUCGUUAUACGCAAGGCUAUAUCCUUUAUUAAGGGUGUCAAAUGUACUGUAAAGGAAGUAUAUGAAAUUAAGGGAGCUGCCGAAACUUUUCUCGAAGACAUUCAACAAUGCGGUGAUGAUGUUAAUGCUAAGGUUCAAAAAUUGAUUACCACCUGCAAAAAUAUCGUUACAACCUCUACCAAUAUCAUUAAUGUUAAUGAAAAUGUUUGCGGUAAUAGUGCUAACACUACUUCCGAUGAUGAUGCUGAUGAAGUAGCUGUUGACACUUUCCGCACUAAGACCCCUGUUAAAUGUUUCUUCAAGUUGUUGGGUAAAACUUUGAAAUUGAAAAAUCAAAUUAAAACUGCUAUUCGUUUGAUUAAGAAAAUUCCCAAAGUUCCUGGUGAAGCUAAUGAAUGUGCCAACACUGCUGCUCAGGAUUUGGGUAGUGUUCUUAAUGAAUUCCCCGGUAAUGUUAAAUAUUGCUCUAAGUUGUUUAAAAGAAAUUAAAUAAUUAAUUUAAAUCAAUGUGUUAAUGUUUUCGAAGAUGUUAGGAUUUAAUAAAUAUUUUGCAAAGAAUUAA
Molecule: messenger RNA, 824 nt
Organism: Lucilia cuprina (Australian sheep blowfly)
Lineage: Eukaryota; Metazoa; Arthropoda; Insecta; Diptera; Calliphoridae
Exons: 2
Coding region: 86-751 (221 amino acids)
Source: RefSeq, a predicted model, not a curated record